AUGGGCCUUGAGGACGGUGUUGAGUCUGGCUACUCGGCGCUUAUCGUUGGUAGACCAGGAGCCGACAUUUCUCCCUACUUACAGCGCCGGAACAAAGAGACAACAUUUGCAAAGCUCAUGAUCACAUUGCCAUCCCACCACGUGGGUUCCUCGAUCUCACUCAAAUAUGGCAGAGAAAUAGAAAAGCUGCCGCUACAGCAAGGUCAUCAAUAUGGAAGUGUUGCAGCCCUAUGGCUUCUUGAAGCUGACCUCACUUGGCAGCCACCAAAGGCCGGGCACUUUGCUGCGCUUGUAUUUGACAUUGUGCGGCCUUCCCAUAGCAUUCCCACUAUUUCGCCUACACUAGAUGCGCCGCCAAUGCUCCAGGAAGCCCUCCGAGACUACUUUACUGCUGGCUCCGGCCCGCAAAUGCUCGCCUUCUGCCUGUCCAGACCUCGAAAUACUGCUUGGACUGCUUCUCCGAUCAACUCCAAUUUGACAACCAGCGACAAAGGUCAAAUCAGCUGCCUCCAGAGAGCGUGCCAUGAGGACCACUAUACCCUGUACCUUGCCCGGCUAGAAAGGACAGUCAUUGGUCUACGCGAUGGGGGUCCGCCAUUCGACGACACCAGAAUAGAUCAUCUCAGUCAUAUAUCAGCCGACCGACACAUACUCACCCAGGUGGAAUCCGUGAAAGGCACUCUCAUCUCUCGCAAUGUCCCAUUCGAGCUUCAAUGCUUCGUACAAAGCGAUGUGUACGAUCCUACACGGGAGCCGAAUUCGCGAGCAAUCCUUCAGCGAGACAGCGGCGCCAUGACCAAGAUGAAACUAUGCUCCAGAGACACGGUUGUCCUUAUCAUGGAUCCGGAAUAUGAAGCGGACUUCCUUGUGACGCAUAGCAGCGAGUUUCCUCCCGCCACGCUAGCAGACAAGAUCCGACGAGCGUAUAAAGCAGUGACAGAUGAUCCCAACGAUGAGCACAAGGCAAACAGUCUUCGCCGACUCAGCAGAGCCAUCGUCCGGCACAUGAAGGACAAGUUCGGGCAGGUCCACUCUGACGACAAAGCGGUGAAAGCAAUGGCCAAAACACUGUGCCCUGAUUUGGAGGAAGAUAAAAAAGUGAUCCUGUUCGACCUGCUCACAGUCCUAGAACCCCCCAGAGAUGACUUCGUGUUCGAAUUGUUGCUAAUCGCAGAGUGUACCAGUUGGGAAAGAGCAGUUUCUGAGCUCGGCCGGAGAUUCUGUCGCAUGCCUGACGCAGUUCGCCGCGUGGAUGCAAUGUUCAGUCUGCUGGACACGGUGCGAGACAGAGCACCAAGAAAGGGCACCCAACUGAAAGAAUGGAUAGAGGCCAACCUCCACGGACGCAUUUCCGGGCUUCCUGUGAUUACUCAGGAGGAACAGCUCGUGACUUCCAAAACCAUAUCUUCUUACCAAAGAUCAUCAUCAAUUUCCCCUAGGCUCCUGUAUCUGGCUAUUGCAGCAGAUUCUGGUAGCUUCCCCUCCCUCUCGUCCGGGUCUCAGACCAUGGCGGGAUUCGCAGUCCUAUUCGCUCCAAGAAAAUGGUGUCGUUAUGAGAGUCUUCAUUCCUCGUCUCACAGAACGGAUCUUGGAGGCAUCCGCGCGAAUCAGGAAAAAAGUGCGAACGAGCUCUUCGACUUGAUACUUGCAGCCUCGAAAAUGACAUCCACAUUCAUUAACCGUCUCGUGGAAGCGAUCAGCGGAACCGCGGCAAUGGCCCAUCCUAACCGCCUUCCCUCUAAAUUGUUGCCGCGGGUCGUUGAACUCGCCGGAAUGCUUGAUACGGGCAUGCCUGCACAUGCGGUUGAAGGGAUCCAGAACCUCGUCACCGAUGUUCUCCUCAAGUUUUACAUCCACGAUACGUCCCCAGUUUCCAAUUUGCCCACACUAGGGAAGAGCCAACUGCAACCCCCGUCCGCGACUCUGCCAAAUUCUGCGCCGUUGCCGUCGUCUUCAACACCAGCACCAGCACCAGCCCAAACCAUCCCACAAACAGGCGUCAAGCGUAAAGCAGACGACCUUUCUGACCCAAGCCCCCUGGGCGAGAUCUCAAACAUUGCCAGCCAAAACGCCAACAGGGUCGUCAGAGCGAAGCCCGAAUUCGACUUUGAAGAUGACGAAGACGACGAAGACGAAGAAGAAGAUAUAUUAGAAAAUCUUGCCAGAUACAGAGUCAAGCAAGAGAUCGAAGAGAUCGACUUGACCGGCAUCGACUGA
This is a messenger RNA of Capronia coronata CBS 617.96, 2217 nucleotides long. RefSeq lists its product as uncharacterized. The transcript has 5 exons. The coding region runs from base 1 to 2217 and encodes 738 amino acids. The record is from RefSeq and is a predicted model, not a curated record. Lineage: Eukaryota; Fungi; Ascomycota; Eurotiomycetes; Chaetothyriales; Herpotrichiellaceae.